Molecule: messenger RNA, 3306 nt
Organism: Branchiostoma belcheri (Belcher's lancelet)
Lineage: Eukaryota; Metazoa; Chordata; Leptocardii; Amphioxiformes; Branchiostomatidae
Molecular function (GO): protein binding
Source: RefSeq, a predicted model, not a curated record
UCAGAUUUGGCUAGAUCUUUAUAGAGUGUUGUAGAAAGCCACAAAGAGGCUGAAAUGGCUGGCGUGAAGCUGUCCCUUUUUCUCCUCUUCCUCCUUACGUUUAACCCGUGUCCGGCGGGUCCGGCUUGUGCUAGGCUCUGUGUGGUAAGGCGCACUGGGUCCUGCCCUAUACUGGGUGGUGUCUUUAUCAUCACAACAGGAGGCACGAUACCUUGUGCCACGUGCAACACGACCGGGCAGGCCGGUGGAAAUCCGCUCGGGUGUCUCCCGGGCGAUCUGAAGAAGCUGCAAGUGGCGGGGCACUCCGACAGAAGCGGCGAGCUGAAACCACUGCCCCGCCUCGGUCAGCUUGUCAAGCUGGUCCUCGGGCCCGGAAGCAUCCGUACCGUGGGAAGAGGAGCGUUCGCACCCGUGCCCGACAUUCUGGCACUGUCCAUGGAAAAGAACGCCAUCAAAACCGUUGGAAGCUGGUUUGGCGAAAUCACCAAGCUAGAGAAGCUCGUGCUGUCAAGGAAUGAAAUCGAAGAAAUCAAGGAGAACGCUUUCCAGCCACUGAGACAGCUGGACUAUCUUGAGCUGAGGCACAACCGGCUUCGUGCUGUGGAAGAAUCACACUUCUCAAGCCUGACCAAACUCAAGGCUCUGCACCUCAGCUACAACAACAUCUCACACAUCGCUGGGAAGUCGUUCGACCGUCUGUCUAGGCUGAACACGCUCACCCUGGAUCACAACAAGCUAUCGUUCCUCGGCACCGAGUGGCUACAGGGGUUAUCCACUCAGGUUAUCACCCUCAACAACAACCUGAUAUCGACCAUCCCCGCAGAGUCGCUCGCUGCCAUGAAAGGAAUUCGACGGCGAAUCUCCAUCCAUGAGAAUCCCUUCCGCUGCACCUGUGCACUGGGUAGCGCGUCAUCGUACCGCUUCAGCGACAAUCGGGACAGAAUGCGGUGCAGCUACCCGCCUAGCCUCUCGGGGAGAAAGAUAGCCGUCGCGGCGAGCUUAAAAUUGCCGUGCCCGACACCCACAGCCAAGGUGUCACGCCGAGACCGCGGAACCACUCUCGUGUGUGAGGUCUUCUGGGAGAAGCGACCAGAGAUCGGGUGGAUGGAUCCAAACGGGAGGGCCGUUGGAGACCGACAGGCACAAGACCGAUGCGGCGGCACGGUGACCACACGCCUGGAGCACGAGUACCCCACCACCCGGUCUCCUGAAGGGGGGCAGGUGGACCCAACAGACGCCCCCAGCCUACCCUACAUCGGCAGGUCCACCUCCACUCUCCAGAUGAACAAGCAAGCCUACCAGUGCUGGACGGGGGGCAGUUACCGGUGCGUCGUGAAGUCUGCAACAACAGGCAGCGUCUUUGAAGAUCUGCCGCUGACCAAGUCAAGCGAACAAGACCCGAGGCACGACCGCACCACCACCGUGACAACAGCGACCGUCCACACCUCAACACCUGCUCAGCGGAACGCAAGGGUGACAGAGAAGGUCACCAAAACCCCGGACAAGAACCCCCGGCAGGACGGCAUCACUCCGACGGCUGAAGCAGGAAGCAUGGGCCAAGCCAAGACCAAGAACCCCCAGCAGGACGGCAUCACUCCGGCAGCUGACAAGGCACAACGGCGCACCGCCAUGACAGCAGUCCUCACCCCCAAACCUACCCGGCAGGACGGAAGGGUUACAGGAAGCAUGGGCAAAACCACGGACAAAGACGGCAAACAAGACGGCACCACUUCAUCAGAUUAUAGUCCACUGGAUAUCAUGAUGAUAGUAUUUUACAGCGUGGGAAUCGCAAUCGUGGUUGCGAUAGUUGUCGACAGGGUAGUGAAGAAGUGCAAGAAGUGGUACGAGGAUCGACAAGAGCAGCGGCAAAACUUACACGGCUACGCCGCAGGAGGCAUACCGCUGCAAAACCUCCAGCCACCGGCCGCAGCCCCCACGACUGGGAACCCUGUACCUCCUCAACAGGCGCAAGAUGACACCCAGGACGACGCAUCCAUUACUCCGUAUGCGGAAACGUCGCGUCUGGAAAACCCCAUGUACGACGCAGACGUGACGGGGCCAAGAGGUGCGACCUCGGCGUCCCCAGACCCUCGGCCAGGACCCAGCAGGCCCGCUAACUCCAGGGCCACGUUACAGCCAGGGGGCUCGGCCACAGCUCAGGCGGGGAAUGCCCCAGCUCCACCUCCGCGGUCCGCCAUGCAAUCCAUCGCCGCCAGCGACUCUGACUACUACCCACCCGCCGGCACGGCCACGACUCGAGCAAAAGACGUCCCACCUCCCCAGACCAACAGGCGCGUCAACCCUAACGUGUCAGCGCAGGCAAAACGUUCAGGGAUGUCUGCUACGCGAAGGAACCGCAGUGCAUCCUGCGGCAGCCGAAAGGCCUCCUACGACAACCGCAGGGCUUCCUACCACAACCGCAGGGCCUCCUACGACUCGCAGGUCGAAGGCCCCAAUCUGUACCUUGACCUGAACGGCCCACCACGCCACUCUGGCUCAGACAUGCCUCAAUCAGAAGACGUCAACUCAAGCGUCUCAGUACAUCCCAAACGUUUGGGGACGGCUACCCUGCCAAGAACACGUGGAAAAGCCUCCUACGACCCGCGAAGCUUGGGAAUGGACGAAGAAGAGAACACAGAAGGCCCGAACCUUUACCUUGAUCUGAACGGCCCAAAACGGCACUCUGGCUUGGAGAUAUCUCAAGCAGAAGACAUCCCGGAUCCACUUCCACGGACCAACAUAUACGUCAACUCUAGCGUGUCAGCACAUCCACAAGACUCGGACAUGCCUCAGGCAGAGAGAAUUCCGGAUCCACUUCCACGGAUUCACACGUACGUCAACUCUAACGUGUCAGCGCGUCCACAAGACUCGGACAUGCCUGAGACAGAGAGAAUUCCGGAUCCACUUCCACGGAUUCACACGUACGAAGCGCGUCCACAAGACUCGGACAUGCCUCAGACAGAGAGAAUUCCGGAUACACUUCCACGGAUUCACACGUACGUCAACUCUAACGUGUCAGCACAUCCACAAGGCACGGACAUGCCUCAGACAGGGAGAAUUCCGGAUCCACUUCCACGGAUUCACACGUACGUCAACUCUAACGUGUCAGCAGAACCACGACACACCUGAUCAUGGAAAAAAAUGUUACAAAAAUUCCCCAAAGGAUACAAAACUUUUACCUUGAUCUAAACGGCCCAUCACGCAUUGCUGGCCCUUAGCUACAGCACUGACAUAUACUCAAUACUGGACUCAACAAACUCCCCAACGAGAUAUUAAAACCGGAAGUUCUGCUGCAGUACCUAGGAA